Messenger RNA from Xenopus laevis (African clawed frog), 1166 nucleotides. RefSeq names its product thyroid hormone responsive S homeolog (gene thrsp.S). Gene Ontology annotation, cellular component: cytosol; cytoplasm; nucleus. Gene Ontology annotation, biological process: regulation of lipid biosynthetic process. The coding region runs from base 612 to 1085 and encodes 157 amino acids. NCBI's taxonomy places the organism in Eukaryota, Metazoa, Chordata, Amphibia, Anura, Pipidae. The record is from RefSeq and is a predicted model, not a curated record. The transcript is spliced from 3 exons.
AUUUUCAGCUUCACAAUUAUCUCUGGCGAUGAGCAAGUUAAGUGAAAUGAAGGGCAAGUCCCUGCUGCAGAUCAGCCAAUAGGAAAGCAUAUGGCAAGAAGAGAUAAAGCUAAGCCAUGCACAUUUUGCCAUAAAUAGGCCAGUGCUGGUAGCAGCUGGAGGGAGGAGCAGAAGUUUAGAAAGGUUUGUGCUUAGCAGCUCCUUCUGCAAACUGAAGAGGAAGGAAGGAUGAACAUCUAAUGGUAACACACAGAAACCCAAUUGUGAGGGAGGGGUGCAACGUUUAUUAGGGGUGAGAGAAAGCGAGACCACUUAGGUGCCUUUUUUCAGCGGAGCUCUUUGUGAAAUGUGGUGUGAUUUCUAGCAAUCCCUCUCAUUUUAUUUCCUUGCUUCUUGUGACUUGAAGGCGUUUUCUCUUUUAAUCUGUUUGGUUGUGUAACCUGCUAGUUGUGUCUUCAGAAAGCAAUUUGAUCGCUGAACAAGGAAGCAACUAUGCUGAGAUCAUAGUGAAACUCUGGACAUUUCAGUAACAAUCUGGGACUGCGGGUUGAGCUGUCAAAAUUGGAACUGUCCUGUGGAAAACAGGACAGUUGGGAGUUUGAAGAAGACAAAUGCACAGAAUGGAUGUAUCUGAGCUUAGCCCUCAGCGGCAGUCUCUGUUGGAUGCAAUCCAUCGCUUUAACACUGCCACAACAAUCAUGGAUGAAACCAUCAUGGUUCCUAGCAUGUUGCGGGAUAUCUCUCCCGUCAAGGAAGAAUGUGGAGAACAUUCAGACUCUAACCAAAUUGCUGAGCAAAAAAGCCUCUAUGAAUCCUACCUACUUCUGAAAUCUCUCCGGCAUGACAUGAAAUGGGGGAUUCACCAGGACAGUAAAGCUACACCAGAACACUACAAUGAAAAAGAGGAAUCUCCUGAGGAUGAAACAAGUGAUCUAGUAGACCAAUUUCAGAAUCACUUGAAGGGACUUUUGUCUGUACUUACCAAACUGACAAAAAAGGCCAAUCUACUUACAAACUCUUACAAAAAGCAGAUUGGCAUUGGUGCUCCAAGUAGUAAGCAUUACUCCAGAAGCAUGUCUCACUAAGAGCUCUUACAGAUGAGCGUUUGAAGCUGCGCUCCAUUGCAUUCCGUUUUUAUGUGUUCAGCCGCAGGGGAGCGCAGGAGU